Molecule: messenger RNA, 2402 nt
Organism: Acipenser ruthenus (sterlet)
Lineage: Eukaryota; Metazoa; Chordata; Actinopteri; Acipenseriformes; Acipenseridae
Product: THAP domain-containing protein 5-like
Exons: 5
Coding region: 168-1568 (466 amino acids)
Source: RefSeq, a predicted model, not a curated record
GUACGUCCCGUCUGGCUUCACAUACUGCAAACCUUUGAAGCCGUUCAGGAAGGAACCACGUGACAGUGUAACGAGAGAGAGAGCCAUUUAAGAUCGUAACCUGGGCAUGAUUAUUUCAUAAAACUAGUGUAAAUCUCUCCUGUCAGUAACUACAGGUUGCUAAUAACAUGCCUAAAUAUUGCACCGCUCCAAACUGCAAAAAUAGUUCAGGGCAAACGGGUUCUGACAAGAACAUCAGUUUCUACAAGUAUCCACUGCAUGAACCAGAUCGCCUUAAGAGAUGGCUGACCAACAUGAAGAGGGAGAAAUGGACCCCCUCCAAACACCAGCACCUCUGCAAUGAACACUUCACCCCAAGCUGCUAUGACCUCCGCUGGGGCACCCGCUACCUGACCAGCGAUGCAGUGCCCACUGUCUUUGACCUUUCUCAUUGCCACGUGAAAAGGAAAUCAAGUUGCGCGCAACGACCGAGCAACCCGAACAAAAGGCCCAAAACAUCCAGCAAGAAUGAGACCCCUGUGGCCUCCGAAGUAAAGACAGCUGACGUUCCCAGGCUUUUGGAAGCGAACAAGCCCAAUACUGUGCGAGUUUACACUAUGGCGGUAGACUACAGCAUGUCUGCUCAGCCUGUGCUGGUGAAGGCUGUCCAUUUAGCUCAGUGUGUCCCUUCCGGCUGUGUGUCGUUAGCUGUUAGCCAAGAAGGGGAAACGGUCCCCUUGACUCUUUUUCAAAGAUUGCCCAUAUUGAGCAUCCGAAUGGAUUCUGACCAAUCGGAGGCAGUUAUCAUUUCAGAACCGUCCCUCCCUGACCCUGACAGUUCGGUAGAGGUCACAGAAGAUUCCGGUAUCCUCCGGGAGAUGCAAGAAGUGAUUAUAAGCUCGGAAGAUCACUGCACGGCGCCCCCUGCAGUUCAGGGUGAGUCUGUCGUCAUUGAAAACGUGUCCAUCGAUACCAUAGUGGAGCCGUCUCCCAGUCUCCCCGAAGAGAAGGGGUCCGCCCUGCAGGUUAUUGCCUAUUUCGAGACCAUUCCCAACACCACCGUUGUUGCAUCAGGGCUGCCCUGCUACCCAACCCCCAGCCCCGCAGCCCUGAACACUGUGCUGUCUUCCGCGCUGACCCUCCCGAUCGUCUCCACCCUGCCCAUCGUAUCCAAUCAGAGCGCGUCUCCGCGCUCCCAGGUGAUGACUGUGGAGAAGGUGGAUGGCUGUAGUCUGGAGGACACGCCCAUCGGGGAGGAGCUGGAAGAACACAGGUAUCACAAGAACACGCUGAGCACAGAGCAGCUGGAGGCUGUCAUCGUGGGGCUCCAGAAGAAAGUGAAGGUCCUGCAGCAGCGUCAUCGCCGGCACUUGGAGAAGCUGAUCGCCAUGGACGCCCUCGUCCAGCAACUCAAGAAGGAGAACAUUGUGUCUGAGGAGAAAAUCAGGCUGCUGGAGAUGGCCUACCUUCAGACGAGCGCUGUGAAGUCAGAAGCAGGAGAGACGGUGGCGAUUGUUCGUGAGGAAGAAAACGACACCUGUACGCCGUCCAAAAGUAACGCACCAGAGCUACCAGUAGACAGAGAAUAACGAAAACAAAAAAGGACCGUGGUUUUUUGGAUCGUGUUUGGCAACAAAAAUGUUUCCAUUAAAAAGCAAAAAAGAUUGUGGGUGUCGCUUGAAAUCACUAUAGCAGAUGAGGGCCAGUUGGCCCGAAUAGGAGAAGGGUUUAAAGAAAAAAAAAAAAACCACACACACAGAUAAAUUUGUUCCACGUGCUGUUGGCUACUGCGUAACGUCAAAAGGUGUAUUUUGGGGCUUGUUUAGUAGAAUUGUUGUACAUAUUUGUAAGGGAAUGCAAAAACAUUUAUCAAAACAACUUAUAGAAGAAAAAUGUUUUCAUUAUUUAUUUUGGCACUGGAUUUUUUUUAUUUAUUUUUAUUUUUUUAUUAUUAUUUUUAUGAGCACUGAACGUAACUCCAUUAAAAUCAUAAGAGAUUCUGUUAGUCAAAAGUCUGAAUUGUGGGUCACUAACCAGAAACCUGUUGUUGGUUAAAUUGGCUUCAAAUGAAAGCAUUUGAACAAUCUAAAUAAUUAAUGCGGCUCUAAAAUAUAAAUGGAAGAAACUGGAAUUGGGUAAUGUAAUGGAAAUAGAAAAACCAAAAUUGCCCCUGCUGAUAACAAUAGAAAUGUACAUAACUGUAUGCACUCGGGGUAAAAAGGGUUAGGCAAAUUAUUUUUGUUAUAAUUGUCUUAUGUGGCUUGCUGGAAAAGGGGUACAUAUUGUUUUGUUGGUGUUUUCAAUGCAGUUUCUCAAUCACCACUGAAGUCGCAGGAAAAAAUGGUAAGGCUCCUGCCUUGACCAGCGUUGUAGGACACACCUCAUGUCAGCAGAAAAUAUUAAAAAGUAUUUAUGGAACUGAA